AUGUGACGUAGGAAUAGAGUUGGUCUUACCUUACGUUUCGACGUCAACGCCACGACCAAGCUAUAACCGCGACUCCUCGACUUCCAGCCAUCAUCUUGGAACACCCACUCAUCUCCAAGAAACUCCAUCCGUCAAGAUGGGCGACAUCAUGAACCGCAAAGACCUCAAGAGCUUUGUGCCCCAGCCGAAAGUCUACAAACGCGGUCCCUACAGCGUUGAGGCGCCCGGGUACGACAAGGUCAAGGGCGAGACCAUCCCCAGACGAAACGUCCGCACCAAGGAUGAACUCAAGGUGACGCCGGAAGAGGGCGUCAACACCAUCUACGACAUCGUCAAGCGCUCCAGCCAGAAGUUCGGCAACGCCAAAGCCUUGGGCAAGAGAAAGCUGCUCGAGACGCACGAAGAGACGAAGAAGAUCAAGAAGAUUGUCGAUGGCAAAGAGCAAGAGGUGGACAAGAAGUGGACCUACUUUGAGUUGUCGGGAUACGAAUACCUCAGCUUCUCCGAGUAUGAAAGCCUGGUGCUCAAGCUGGGCUCGGGCUUCCGCGCGCUCGGCAUGAAGGCCUCCGAUCGCGUUCACCUCUUCGCCGCCACCCAUCCUUACUGGCUUGCCAUGGCACAUGCCGCUUCCAGCCAAAGCAUGCCCAUCGUCACCGCCUACGAUACGCUGGGAGAAGAAGGCUUGAAGCAUUCCCUGGAGCAAACCCACGCCAAAGUCAUCUUCCUCGACCCCCAUCUCAUCACCAAGCUCAUCAAGCCCUUAAAUGAGGCAAAAGACAUUCAGCAUGUCGUCUACAACGACGAUGAUGCUCCCACUAGCAAGCGCGACCCCAAACUCAUUGAAGCCGACGUCAAGAAGCUCAAGGACGCACACCCUCAUCUCACCAUCCACGCCUUCAGCGAAUUCUCCAAGCUCGGCGAAGACAACAUGGUUGAUCCCGUUCCGCCGAAGCCCGAAGAUCUCUGCUGUAUCAUGUAUACGUCUGGCUCGACUGGUGCUCCCAAGGGUGUGCUGCUCACGCACAGGAACGUCGUCGCCGCCAUUGCUGGUGUCGAUGUGAUUGUUGGUCCGUACCUGGGCCCGGGGGAUGGCUUGUUGACCUACCUCCCCCUCGCGCAUAUCCUCGAAUUUGUCUUCGAGACAGCGUGUCUGUACUGGGGUGGCUCCAUGGGCUACGGCAAUCCACGAACCCUCACCGACGCCAGUCUGCGAAACUGCAAAGGCGACAUUCAGGAAUACAAGCCGACGGUUCUGGUGGGCGUGCCUGCUGUGUGGGAGACGGUCAAGAAGGGAAUCAUGGGCAAGGUGAGCAAAGCCGGUGCAAUCUCGAAGAACCUCUUCUGGGGUGCCAUGAGCGCCAAGAGCUUCAUGAUGGCCAACUCCGGUUAUCUCCCUCUCGCUGGCAUGGGAACGAGCAUCCUCGACACGGUGGUGUUCAAGAAGAUUCAAGAAGCGACGGGUGGAAAGCUGCGUAUCUGCUUGAAUGGUGGAGGGCCGGUUGCAAAGGAGACUCAACACUUCAUUUCCAUGGCAGUCGCGCCAAUGAUUUCCGGCUACGGCUUGACCGAGACCGCCGCCAUGGGGAUAUUGAUGGACCCCGCCGCCUGGACUGACUCUGCACUGGGAGAGCCGACGGGCGCGGUGGAGAUUAAGCUUGUGGAUUACGCGGAUGCCGGCUACCACGCUGCCAACAAUCCGCCACAGGGUGAAAUCUGGAUCCGAGGUGCUUGCGUCACGAGCGGAUAUCUCGACCUUGAAAAGGAGACCAAAGAGUCGUUCACCGACGACGGAUGGUUCAAGACGGGCGAUAUCGGCGAAUUCAACAGCGCAGGCGAGCUACGCAUCAUCGACCGCAAGAAGAAUCUCGUCAAGACGCUCAACGGCGAGUACAUUGCACUGGAGAAGCUGGAGUCGGUCUAUCGCUCUUGCCCGGUGGUGGGCAACAUCUGCGCCUUUGCCGCCCCAGACAAGAACAAGCCGAUUGCCAUUGUCGUGCCGAACGAGGCGAAUCUGAAGACGCUGGCGAGUGAGAAUGGUGUCAAGGGGAAUGGCCUCGAGGAUUUGUGUCAUGACGAGAAGGUCAAUGCUGCUGUUCUGAGAGAGAUGCAGAGCACGGGAAAGAAGGGAGGCUUGGCGGGGAUUGAGAUUAUCGAGGGUGUGGUGUUGAGCGAUGAGGAGUGGACGCCACAGAAUAACCUCGUCACAUCUGCGCAGAAGCUGAACCGCAAGGCAUUGACCGACAAGUACAAGAAGGAGAUUGAGAAGGCGUACGGGAAUUAAGUUGGUGAGACGUGCGCACUCUUCACUCGAUGUGUUACACGAGCUGCGAUCGAUUGGCCUCUGGUGAUUGAGGAGUUCCAUAGCGUUGUAAUGAUGAUACCACCC
This is a messenger RNA of Neohortaea acidophila, 2386 nucleotides long. RefSeq lists its product as uncharacterized. Gene Ontology annotation, biological process: long-chain fatty-acyl-CoA metabolic process; long-chain fatty acid metabolic process. Gene Ontology annotation, molecular function: long-chain fatty acid-CoA ligase activity. The record is from RefSeq and is a predicted model, not a curated record. The coding region runs from base 137 to 2281 and encodes 714 amino acids. NCBI's taxonomy places the organism in Eukaryota, Fungi, Ascomycota, Dothideomycetes, Mycosphaerellales, Teratosphaeriaceae. The transcript is spliced from 2 exons. Gene Ontology annotation, cellular component: endoplasmic reticulum; plasma membrane; lipid droplet.